AUGACGAUCGUGGAGAGUUCGCCCGUGAGCUCUACCAGGCUGAAAGAACUGGGCAAAGCUCUGGACCAGACGUCGAUCUCCAGUUUGGCGCACGGCGGCGCGUCGUCUGCUGCGACGCACGAGGUUUCGAGUGACGCACGGGACGAGAUGGAAGAGGAGGAGGAGGAAGACGAUGAUGAUGACGGAGACAUUAGGAGCAAAGUAAGGCCCAGACUACCAACCAAGAGCCCGAAGAAACGCAGUCGUACUGACAGUUUGAAGAAGAUGCUGCCAGCACCGGCGUCGCAACGACACAAGCAGUUGCGCGAUCUGGCGGUAAUACAUUCGCCACUGCAAGGAAGCAGUGGUACGGAGGAAGAUUCAGCUGCAUCGCCGUCGCUGGGACCGCUGCAUGAGUCGCUGUCAUCACUCCAACGAUCUCAAGCGCAACCUGCAAAGCUGAUGGUGAAAGAUCGAAAAGGGAGUGGCAUGGGCGUCCCGCGAGCACAUUUAAUACUCAACGCUGUAAAGCAAGCGCCGCCUGCUAAGGAAAAGUCCAAUCCGAGGCGGUGGUCGAAACAAGAGGACGAAUCGCUGAGGCUGGCAGUUGAGAGAAGCGGUGAGCGCAAUUGGAAGGCGAUCGCCGACCAAGUGCCCGGACGAAACCAUACACAGUGUUUACAGCGGUGGACCAAAGUGCUGAAACCAGGCUUGAUAAAGGGCCACUGGACUCCUGAAGAAGACGAAAAGUUGCGGGAAUUGGUGGCGGAAGGCAAGAAAAACUGGGGUCAAGUUGCCUCGCUUAUUCCUGGGCGAACUUCGAAGCAAUGCAGGGAGCGCUGGUGUAACCACUUGGAUCCAAAUAUCAACAAGGGCUCGUACACUGAAGACGAAGAUAAAAUCAUUGUUGAGAUGCAAGCCAAGUUGGGCAACCGUUGGUCCAUCAUUGCACAGCAGCUGAAGGGUCGAACGGAAGAUGCGGUCAAAAUUCGCUGGAAGUCGUUGAUGCGGGGGCGACGGGCUGCAUCGAAAGACGAAAAAAUAUCGUCUGCCUCAUCGCCCGACACAGCUAUCGUUACUUCAUUAUCAUCCUUAUCAACAGAUAGGGAUCGGCCAAAAUUGAGGCCUUCUGAGGCCAGCCCUAUUCCACAAAAAGCUCGGUCCUCAGCAACUCCAGCAGCCACCGAAUCAGCGCUGAGCAAAUCGGUAAGGACAAAGCUUGGAGUGGUGUCAGAAACGAAAGGCGAAUCAGCUGUAACAUGCACUAGCGAGAGUACUUCGGCUGGAAGCACGCCUAGCACAGUGGUUGUAAAGAGUAUGCAGGCGUUGGCUCCAGCAUUACAUCCUGAUAUGGAGACGGUCAUUGGCGGAGCCAAUAAUGCGAUGCAUGUAAACGAUCUGGUGGCCGUGUCGAUCCGCAACUUCCAGAUGAGUCAACGGUUCCACCCAAGUUCUUCUGCGCAUGCUGCCAACGCGAUAUUUUCAGGCAGCCCUAGACGUCUGAUGAGCACUAUCGUGCCAAGUAUUCAACAACCUCCUGCCAUGUAUGCGAUGGCUGAGGGAGGAAUGGGUGUCUACAAUCUGAACAUGCGAGCACAACAAAUACCACUGCCACCGCACCCCUCGCUGCAACACCAGCAACUUUCGUCAUCAUAUCCGUGCCCACCCGGAUAUACCAUGCAGCCGAGCAUAGGUGGAGUGCCAAACUACGCGGUGGCGACGAGUUUUCCUACGUCGAACCAGAUGCAAAUGCGGAUGUCUUUGCCCAUGCCAAUAACAUCUUCGAUGCAAUCUGUGCCUUCGACACCAACGUUUUCUUCUCAGGCUAUGGCUAUGGCGGUAGCAAGUGCUCAGUAUCAGCACCUUCCACAGCACGUAUCGGCCGUGCACCAAGGUUUCAGCGGCGCGCCACUCCAUCCACGAGUUGGGGCAACGGGAACCCCAUUAGGAACAGCUAACCAGUCUUCAAUGUCAUCGACCAGUAGUGGGCUUGCUGCAGACAGCAGCGAACAUAAUCCAAGCGGUGAGGUAAACGAAACCAGCAUCCCCCCAAAUGCUGGCCUUCCAUUUUCGUCAACUACGGCAGCCGCUGCUGGAGGAAAAGAAUUAAACACACCACGGGAAGAGUGGGGUUCAUCACAGACUCCCCGGUCCCAGAUGAUCAUGACAGAAGGUCAUGCGUCUGCGUACGAGCUGUUUCACCAACAACGGCUUCGUUUAAUGCUACAGGAGCGAGACAAACAGGGCAUGACACUAUCUUCAGCUCCAUCGCCAGGCCAAGCGUUGCUCACGAAGGAGCUGGAGGCUAAUAAGGAGCGCCAAGCGCGGCAAGCGAUCAUGCAGAAGGGGUGGAAUAGCGCCGUGGAUUCUAUGGUCUCCUUCAACAGCGUCAGCGAUUUAUCCACCUUGGACGAUCAGCAGCGGUUUGACGGUCUACUUGAAAAAGUAUCGUUGUCGGCUCUUGAUCCAACGGAUGGACUGCUUGACCAGACAGUUGACAUUAUCUCGGGAGAUGAUACUGUGGAUCUAUGA
Molecule: messenger RNA, 2511 nt
Organism: Peronospora matthiolae
Lineage: Eukaryota; Oomycota; Peronosporomycetes; Peronosporales; Peronosporaceae
Source: the annotation of a GenBank genome assembly